GGGAGGGGAGGGUGCUGGAGCGGGGGUCACUCGGUCACUCUGGCCGGAGAUCUGAGCGGCUUCUGCUCCCUCUGCGCUGUGGAGUGCAUCUGUUUGCCAGCCUCGCUGGACCGUUGAGAGGAUUCAUCGAGACCGUGGAUAUGGAUAUGCAGUGUGAACUGAAGUUUGGGGACAUGAGUAAUCAGUCACAGUGGCCCAAGAUUUGAGGUGUAAAUGGAGAAGUCAAUGAUUCGCUGCAGCUGUGUGGAACAGGCCUCAGCCAGCCCUCCGGAUGCUGGUGCUGCCAUCCCCCUGCCCUCAGCCUCUGGCAUUUUCCUCCGUUGAGACCAUGGAGGGCCCUCCCCGUCGGACAUGCCGCUCCCCAGAACCUGGACCUUCCUCCUCCAUCGGAUCUCCCCAGGCUUCAUCUCCUCCAAGGCCCAACCACUACCUGCUCAUUGACACUCAGGGUGUCCCCUACACAGUGCUGGUGGACGAGGAGUCACAGAGGGAGCCAGGGGCCAAUGGGGCUUCAGGCCAGAAAAAGUGCUACAGCUGCCCCGUGUGCUCAAGGGUCUUCGAAUACAUGUCCUACCUUCAGCGACACAGCAUCACCCACUCGGAGGUAAAGCCCUUUGAGUGCGACAUCUGUGGGAAGGCAUUCAAGCGCGCCAGCCACUUGGCACGGCACCAUUCCAUUCACCUGGCGGGUGGUGGGCGGCCCCACGGCUGCCCGCUCUGCCCUCGCCGCUUCCGGGAUGCGGGUGAGCUGGCCCAGCACAGCCGGGUGCACUCUGGGGAACGCCCAUUUCAGUGUCCACACUGCCCUCGCCGCUUUAUGGAGCAGAACACGCUGCAGAAGCACACGCGCUGGAAGCAUCCGUGAGCUGGGCUGCCGGGUGCCCCAGGUACCACAGGACUUUGCAGGGAGCCUGGACUCCUGUCCAGACACCUGGUGAGAGCCCGAGGCUGGUGUUCAGGCCCCCGGACACAGACACAGAGCAGCCGCAUCUCAAAGGCAGAGCCCUGCCUGAAGGAGGAAUCCGUGAGUAAUCUUCAGGUCCUCCGUGUUGUGGAGCUGAGAUGGGAAUGAGCUCCUA
Molecule: messenger RNA, 1079 nt
Organism: Mandrillus leucophaeus (drill)
Lineage: Eukaryota; Metazoa; Chordata; Mammalia; Primates; Cercopithecidae
Gene: ZNF581
Product: zinc finger protein 581
Exons: 2
Coding region: 272-865 (197 amino acids)
Biological process (GO): regulation of transcription by RNA polymerase II
Molecular function (GO): RNA polymerase II cis-regulatory region sequence-specific DNA binding; DNA-binding transcription factor activity
Source: RefSeq, a predicted model, not a curated record